AUGGGUUGCACUGCGUGUAAAGGCGAAAGAUCGAUUGAUUCAAUUCAUGAAAAUGAAUAUAACUAUGUGGAGAUAGUGGAGCUCACCGAUAUUUGUGACUCACCGGUGGAGUAUAUUGUCACCCUAGAGCUGCCUGACCACCCGGCACAGCCACCUUCAUUUGAAUCUCCACUGUCUGCUGGAAAUGAAGAGGACCCUGGCUCUUCCCAUAACACCGGAGCAGCCAUUCCUCUUGCUGAGCCUGAGAGCUCUGAUCCAGCAGAGACUGAAACCAGGGAUACUGCCAGCCCCACCAAUCUCAAUUGGCUUUCUUUUGAUGCCAAGGUGGAGGUCCCUGGAAUGAUUAAUUCUUCAGAGGCCCUGGUGACCAUUUGCGUUAAAGCAAAUGCAUAUCAACCACCAGUGAUGCCAAUUUUUUCAGAUUUAGAAGCUCCUAGAAUUGAUGCUGGCAUGUCCAAUAACAGCGGAUACAUAGACCCCAUUCAGGAGCAAGGAUCUGAGCCAGAGGAGGCCACAAAGGAUGAUGGGAAUUCCACCUCUUCCAGUCAUCCUUUAGUACUUGACAUCCCUCAGUUUGGCUCAGAUCCAUGUGAUGAAACACAGGGCAUAGAAGGACCAUCUAACAGCCUUGUUGAGCCCAGAUCCCCCACCUCACUUGAAAAUUUCAACCUGGGACAAGUGUUGGGAGAAGGUGGAUUUGGAAGGGUGUUCCUGGCCCAGAACAAAAACACCAAACAACUAUGUGCCAUCAAGGCCUUGGAGAAGGCACAAAUUUUGGAAAAGGGCAACUUGAACAGUGUCUUCAAAGAGAAGGAGAUUCUACAGAGGAUAAGUCAUGCCGCACACCCGUUCCUGAUAACACUGCACGGAACAUUCCAAACGGAUUCUCACCUCUUCUACGCGAUGGAACAUCUACCUGGAGGUGACAUGUGUGAUUUCCUAAAUCAUGUAGAACUGCAAGAACCUGAUGUGAUGUUUUACACCGCAUGUGUAGUGCUUGGCCUGGAGGCCUUACACCAGAUCGGCAUUGUACAUAGAGAUCUAAAGCUUGAGAAUUUGCUGCUGGACCAGGAGGGAUAUCUGAAAAUCGUUGAUUUCGGCCUCAGCAAAGACAGAUUUGGAUACAGCGACCGUACGAACACCAUGUGCGGCACAAGAACCUACAUGGCCCCAGAGAUCUACAUGAAAAUAGGAUACGGCAUGGCCGCUGACUGGUGGGCCUUGGGAGUCACUGUAUACAUUAUGCUCAUGUAUGAGUUACCAUUCAACAGCGAAGAUCCAAUUGAGCUAAUGAAGAGCAUCCGUUAUGAUGAAAUCGAGUUGCCAGAAGACCUAUCAGAGGAUGUCUCUAAUUUUAUAUAUCAAGUAAGUUGGCCCUAGAACAUCAGUAUCACGUGCUUUUAGUGACUUUUUAUACUAAGGUCAUACACAUAAUAAUAUAGUUAUUAUUUUCACAACAUGACAUAAGUGUAUUACACAAGCAGCGAGUACUUUAGUAAGGGGGGUGUUAACUUAAUCUCUGUUUUUUUUUGCAGCUCAUAGAAAAAGAUCCAGAAUAUCGGCUUGGAUCUGGCGAGGCUGGUGCUGAAAUGAUCAAAGAGCACCCCUUCUUCAGAGAUAUGGACUGGGAACAACUUUUACACCGAAAAAUAAGGCCUCCAUUUGUGCUAAACCACCAAGGCCAUCUGGAGAGCUUGAACGACCCUGAAUGCCAAGCUCCAGCACUGACACCACUUGCUGUAAGGAUUCCAUCAGAGCUGCAGGAGGCAUUCAGAGGAUUCGAUUAUACACCUGAAUAAACAUCAAAACAACAAAUAAUGGUCGGUAUGGACGGGGUAGGUGGAGGGCCAGUCCAUAUUCUCUUAAGAAGUGCCAGCCGUAUAAACCAAGCUCCAGCACUGACACCACUUGCUGGAAGGAUUCCAUCAGAGCUGCAAGAUCCAUUCAGAGAUUUGACACCUGAAUAAACAUCAAAUAAGGCGUUGAACUCCACGGCGCAAUGUCUUCUGAUCCGACACACUGAGAGGAAACGCAAGCGACCAGUCUGAGGCUCCGAAUACAAUGUAAGUUAUAGAAAAUCACAUCUACAAACUACAUACAGCACAACUGUCGGAUGACAAUGCAGCGUUCACAUCCAACAGUUGUGUCGUUUCGGAUGCAUGUAGUUUGUAGGUGCUAUGUUUCUAUAACUUACAUUAUAUUCGGUCGCCUGCGUUUCCUUUCUGCACGGCUGAUUGGAAGACAUUGCGCCGUGGAGUUAAAGGAGAAGGAAACCCCCUGGGCGCAAAACC
Messenger RNA from Xenopus laevis (African clawed frog), 2291 nucleotides. Its product is annotated as serine/threonine-protein kinase N1-like. The record is from RefSeq and is a predicted model, not a curated record. NCBI's taxonomy places the organism in Eukaryota, Metazoa, Chordata, Amphibia, Anura, Pipidae. Bases 1 to 1380 code for a protein of 459 amino acids. The transcript has 14 exons.